Molecule: messenger RNA, 1416 nt
Organism: Macrobrachium nipponense
Lineage: Eukaryota; Metazoa; Arthropoda; Malacostraca; Decapoda; Palaemonidae
Exons: 1
Coding region: 1-1416 (471 amino acids)
Source: RefSeq, a predicted model, not a curated record
AUGGCUUCAACAAUUAAGAGUGAACGUGGCAACGAUAUUUUAGUGGAUGAUCUUCAGUACAUGUAUCAUCGAAAUGGAUACAAUAGUGACAAAUCCGUAAUUUACUGGAAGUGUACACAGAGGAAACAAAAAUCGUGUAAAGCUAGAGUACAGACAAAAUCAAAAGAAGAAAACUACGAGUUGAUAAAGACCUGCAACGAACAUAAUCAUGCAGCCUCUAAAAGUACAGUUGAAGCAAAAAGUGCUGUUGCAAAGCUAAAGGAAGAUGUCUCCUCGAAAAAUUUAUCUACUAGAUCGUUAGUUUCAAGCUGCCUGUCGCCGUUGGAUGCUUGCACAGGAGCUGAAAUACAAAACGUCCAGUAUCUAAGUAGAAAUAUUCGUCGAUGGAGGCAGCAGAACUUCAGUGCUCCUGCAACCCCUACGGAAAGGUCAGGGUUUUGCAUUCCAACAGAAUUUCAACAUCUUUCAUCAGGGGAAAAGUUUCUACAGUAUGAUUCGGGAGCCGAUGACCAUAAUCGCAUUCUGAUAUUUGCUACUGAAGUAGGGUUUGAACAUUUAAGGAGGAACAGAAACUGGGCUGUUGAUGGAACCUUUAAGGUGUCACUAGCAAUUUUCUAUCAACUUUUUACCAUCCAUGUCCAAGUAGAGAAGUGUAGUUUUCCUCGUAUUUAUGCCCUUCUUCCAAACAAAACAGUGGAAACUUAUAAAAUGCUUUACAAAAAAAUUCAAGAAUUGCUGCAACAAAAUCCAUUAACUAUAAUGAAUGACUUUGAAAAAGGAUCAUUUAACGCAAUUAAAUGUGUUUUUCCUGACACUGAUGUGAGUGGAUGUUUCUUCGACUUCUGCCAAGCAAAUUACAGGAAAAUUGUUGAUUUGGGGUAUAAAGUUCGAUACCACAAUGAUGCCGAAUUUUGUCUUAAGAUACGUUGUCUCUCUGCUCUUGCAUUUUUACCAGUUGAAGAUGUGUCUACAGGUUUUGAGGAACUUUCGGAGGAUGAGGAUAUCCCUUCAGAAUUUCUCUCAUAUUUUGAGGUAAAUUACAUCGGAGUCAUCAGAGGAAGAGGUGGAAAUCGCAGAAGAGCUAGUCCAUUAUUUCCUAUUUCCCACUGGAAUAUGAACCUAAUAACUCAACGGUCUAUGCCUCGAACAAAUAACAGUCUCAAAGGAUUUCAUACUGCUCUAUUGAAUAAUGCUCAACAAUCUCACCCUAACCUAUGGAAACUCGUAGAUCGUCUCAUGAAGGAAGAAGUUUUGUCUCAAACAAAAGUGCUUCACAUGGAAAGAGGAGAUGAGAGAUCUACUACCACUAAGUAUAAGAACAUAAACAAACGCUUACAGCAGGUAUUCACGCGCUAUAAUCCUGACGAUAAAAUUAUUUUUCUACGUUUCAUUGCCUAUAACUUACAUAUAUUCUGA